AUGGGAGAUUAUCCCAACGGAAGGAAGACAAUCAUCCUCUACACGCGGUUGUUUGGGAUUCAGGGAAGCUCGAUAGACUUCCCAGCCUUGGGUACUGUACAGUACCCAGUCACCCAGUCUCUGCUGUACCUGGCUGGCCUUGCCUGUCCUGUCCUGUCCUUGGCACUCGUCAUCGCGACCACGGCACCAAUGGCACACGGCACUACGGCACUGUACUUUAGGGUCCUAACGUUAGCAGGCCAGGACAUAGGACAGGGCAGGCUGAAGUCCGGGCAUGCUGGCAUGGUGGGCCAGGGCAGGGCAGAGCAGCGCAGAGCAGCGCAGAUCAGAUCAGAUCAGAUAAUGCAUUCUAGGAUCCAUUCAGGGGACACCUGCAGUAUGAACGGCAAGCUCACCGUCUGUCCACCUCGACUAACAUCGUUGCACUCUUCUCACUGCGGUGCGCUCUCGGGGGUGGGCCAGGGGAGGAGGGGAGGAGGGGAGGAGAGCUCCAUCCGUGUCGAGUCGCGCCUCGACUGCGGUGCAUUACCUUCGACCUCUUCCAACUCUUGUCUCCUCUGCCUCGCCGACACCAACACCACAAGCAAGCACAUACAGACCAACACCACAAACACCGUCAACACCACCGCCGUCAUGUCCGCCCCCGUCAUCCCCCCUGGUGGCACCUUCUUCGACGCCAACACCUUCAAGCGCUCCUUCGUUGACGUCCCAAUCGACGCCGACAAGAACAAUGCCAUUGCUACCAAGGAGUUCAUCGAGGCCGCCGAGUCUCUGACCCCCAUCUUCGGCACGCCACCCCAUCCCGUCGGGCAGAUGCACCUCGCACCUGGAAGCUAA
This is a messenger RNA of Diaporthe amygdali, 837 nucleotides long. RefSeq lists its product as uncharacterized. Bases 1 to 837 code for a protein of 278 amino acids. The transcript has 4 exons. The record is from RefSeq and is a predicted model, not a curated record. Lineage: Eukaryota; Fungi; Ascomycota; Sordariomycetes; Diaporthales; Diaporthaceae.